Aspergillus puulaauensis is the source of this 567-nucleotide messenger RNA. RefSeq lists its product as uncharacterized. NCBI's taxonomy places the organism in Eukaryota, Fungi, Ascomycota, Eurotiomycetes, Eurotiales, Aspergillaceae. Bases 1 to 567 code for a protein of 188 amino acids. The transcript has a single exon. The record is from RefSeq and is a predicted model, not a curated record.
AUGGCCGACUACCGCCCAGCCAAAAUCUUCCAAACCCCCGUAGACGAAGACAAAAACUCCUUCUACUACGGCUCGCACGCCCAAUGCAUCGGAAAGCUGAUGGACGGGCUCGAAAUCAGCCCCUCAGGCGUACUGAAUGCCCGAUUCGGCAAAAUCACAGAAGUCGUAGCCCUGAAGCGCUUUAUCGGCGUGACCCCGGACCCGCAGGUUCAAGGGAGCGGGAAGCACCAUUUUCGGCCGCUGAGGUAUAAUGAACUUGUUAAUAUGCAGAGAUACUUGGAUAGAUGCGAUCUGAGUGCGCAGCCCACCCCGGAGGUGGGUGACCGCUAUGAGGGGAUCUGGGCGACGUCUGGUGGCGGUGUUAUGUUUGGGAGCGGGAUUGUUACCGAAGUGCUUGUGUGUCCGGAUAUCACGAUUAUAUAUAUUGUUGAGCCUGUAUCGGAGCAGAAGAUGAUGAAGGAGUUGAGGAGACGGGAUCAGGCACGGCUUAGGAUGAUGGCUGGCAAGAACCCUCGAGGGAAUGUUGUGCAGAGAGUAGUGAAGGAAAUAUUCUCUCUAUGGCGUUGA